This is a messenger RNA of Metopolophium dirhodum (rose-grain aphid), 1787 nucleotides long. Its product is annotated as hexokinase type 2-like. The transcript is spliced from 9 exons. Gene Ontology annotation, molecular function: mannokinase activity; fructokinase activity; glucokinase activity. Gene Ontology annotation, cellular component: mitochondrion; cytosol. The record is from RefSeq and is a predicted model, not a curated record. Gene Ontology annotation, biological process: intracellular glucose homeostasis; glycolytic process; glucose 6-phosphate metabolic process. The coding region runs from base 99 to 1463 and encodes 454 amino acids. Lineage: Eukaryota; Metazoa; Arthropoda; Insecta; Hemiptera; Aphididae.
ACACGUCUCACUCAGUUGUGUAUCAGCCUGUAACCUGUACAAUGCGCAUGUAACGUAAUUUUGUUUGUUAUUAUUUAAUAUAACAUUGUAUUGCCACCAUGGGCUCCAAAAACGCCAAUUCAUCUUUUUCCGCCGUCAAAGUAACCAUUACUGACGAAUGUGAGAUGUUUAAAAUAUCCAAUAAACAACUGUUGAGUUUAAUGAAUUCUUUGGAUACAGACAUCAGGAACGGGUUGGGCAUAGGAACCAACCCAUCCUCCGUAGUAAAAUGUUGUAUUACUUAUGUGCAGGAUCUGCCAAACGGCACAGAAAAAGGCAAUUAUUUGGCUUUAGACUUGGGUGGCACCAAUUUCCGCGUGCUAUUGAUUGAAUUGGAAAAGCUAAAACAAACUAAAUAUGAAAUCUUCGAAGUUCCCAGUCAUAUCCAAAAAGGCAAUGGCACACAAUUAUUCGACCAUAUUGCUAGAUGUCUGGCAGAAUUUAUAAAAAAGUACGAGUUGGACAACAGUACGGCAUUACCGUUGGGCUUUACGUUUAGUUUUCCACUUAGACAAGUUGGACUUACCAGAGGAUAUUUAAUUAACUGGACAAAAGGCUUCGAAUGCUCAGGAGUAGUUGGCUACGACGUCGUCAAAUUACUCAAACAAGCAAUCAAGAGGAGACAGGACUUAAAGAUUGACGUGUGUGGAAUAUUGAAUGACACAACUGGUACACUCAUGUCAUGUGCUUGGAAGGCCCCAGACACCAAAAUUGGACUUAUUGUUGGAACGGGCUGCAACGCGUGUUACGUUGAAAAGGUGGAAAACGCCGAACUCUUCGACGGCGAUCAAACGAAAUCGCAUGUGGUCGUGAACUGCGAGUGGGGCGCUUUCGGGGACGAUGGAAAAUUAGAAGCUGUUCGCACGAAAUACGACCGGGCGAUCGACGAGGCCUCGUUGAACCCAGGACAACAACGAUUUGAAAAAAUGAUCAGUGGCAUGUACAUGGGUGAGAUCGUAAGAUUGGCUAUCGUAGACUUAGCCAAACAAAACAAACUCUUCAGGGGAAGACUGUCCAAAAAAAUGAAUACCAAGGGAGCGUUUGAAACUAAAUACAUAUCUAAAAUUGAAAAACAUUAUACUAAAGACAACAAACAAACGUGGAAAAUUUUGAGGAAGAUGGGCAUCAAAAACCCAUCGUUGGUCGACUGUAAGAACGUGCAUUAUAUUUGCAAGUGCGUGUCCACUCGGUCAGCGCAUCUGGUGUCCGCUGGUCUAGCCGUGCUUCUCAACAAAAUUGACGAAAAAUCCGUCACUAUCGGAGUCGAUGGAACGGUUUAUCGGUGCCAUCCGUAUUUCGGAUCCAUAGUAAAGAAGAAAACACGCGAACUAACAAAACCCGACAUCGACUUUCGUUUGAUGUUAUCUACUGAUGGAAGUGGGCGUGGAGCUGCCCUCAUUGCAGCUGUAGCUUCCAGAGAUUAACUGCUAACAAAAAUGGACUUUACAAUUUUUAUUUUACAUAUUUUAUUCAAUUAGUUUUUAAGGAAUAUAGUAGUAGGAUGUAGGUACAUUUUAGUUACUUAACAAUUUACAACCUUCCUACUAAAUUGUAUGUUGGUUAUUGUUAAGUAAGUACAAUUACAUAAUCUUAUAUAAUAGUGUUUUUGGCAUUUUAAUACAUUUUACUAUCAAACCAUACAAUUUUUGUUAUUUUGUGAAUUUUCCAUGUUUGUUUUAAACGUGUUUAAAAUAAACCUGCAAAUAACAUGAAUUCAUCAGAAUUCUUAACUACGCUAUAAUAAUACU